Messenger RNA from Cadophora gregata, 885 nucleotides. RefSeq lists its product as uncharacterized. NCBI's taxonomy places the organism in Eukaryota, Fungi, Ascomycota, Leotiomycetes, Helotiales, Ploettnerulaceae. Bases 425 to 847 code for a protein of 140 amino acids. The transcript has a single exon. The record is from RefSeq and is a predicted model, not a curated record.
CUGCAAACAAGAUGAGAAUAUAACUUCCAUAUGCCCACAUCAAGAAGAAAUAUGCUGGAUGUGUGGCACUGACUUCGUCUGUCUGCUUGAUGCCACGACUUUCUCACAGCUCGGCUCGUUAUUAAAAGCAAGGUUCAAGAGGACAGAUGAGCAGACUGUUAAAUGGCACCUCUAUUAGCAGGAAAGGUACUGGGCUACGAUGCAGCAACGCUCUGGCCACAUUGCGGAAUCAUUGAGAGCAUCAGAAGCAAGCCUUAUGAAAAGCCCCUAUUCUUCUUAUUUGCUUUCCUGGACAGAACGGAGAAGUUUGUCUGGCGCACACGCAGGAAAAUAGAAUCACAACAUAACCUCGCCUAAGGGAGGGAGAUAGUAGUCAGCUCAGCACCGCCUCUUGAACCACGGUACGGCCACCGGAGCUGUCGUUAUGUGCAACCAUACAUACACAUACAUACAUACAUACGGCCAUGUUUUCCCUCACACACACCAAAGAAAAGAGGCGUUCAAACGUGCAGAUCAUUUUCGUGGAGUCCGUUUCCGGGUUUUCAGCCCCUCUCUCAUCGGCGUCCCCUCCUCCUUGGCCGCCCUUUUCCAUCCGGCUGUCCAAACAGAGGACCAACUGUGCAAGCAUCCUGCACAAAUUCGAGAUGCACAAUCCAGAUCCGAGGGACAACAAAUGCAGAGCAGCUGCUACAGUAGUGGGAGGGAGAGAUCCCCGUCCACCGUGCAAUGCAGCAUCAACCAACAGGCCACAGCACCAGAGCACCAGAGCACGCCGUGGCCGUGGCUGGAAAGUCCAAGGUACGCGAAGUGCAGUGCUACGAGUACAGGCUUACUCCGUACAGGCUAGCUAGCACCGAUGGCCCCAGUCCCAGUCCCAGUCCCAGU